Phytophthora sojae is the source of this 888-nucleotide messenger RNA. RefSeq lists its product as hypothetical. Lineage: Eukaryota; Oomycota; Peronosporomycetes; Peronosporales; Peronosporaceae. The transcript is spliced from 3 exons. The record is from RefSeq and is a predicted model, not a curated record. Bases 1 to 888 code for a protein of 295 amino acids.
AUGCAUCUUAGUGAAGCUAUCGCACAAAGACGCUUUGUUUCGACUUUCAUCAGAAACUACUCGGCUCUUCAUGCCCCGGAACAGUAUCUACCGCGCGAUAUCAUUCCAGAUACAUCCGAUGAUAACGAUGCUGCGGAAGACCACGGUGGUGGAAUAUCGAUGCCUUACUUUGGUCAUUCGCGUCCUUCAAUCGACGAUUACAACAGUAACCUCAUACUGCAGAACUUCGUCGUGGCGGACAUCAGCCACAAUGUGAAUCACGUUUUCCUCUACGACGAGCGCGCUCAGGGCAAGGACGCUAACGCACUUUGCAGCUUGCGACUCUUGUUGGACAAUUGUGUUGGGCAAAAUAAGUCCAAAGCUGUUCUGAUGUUUUUCUCAAUGCUCUCGAUUGUGUUCCCCUACAGAAAAGUUGUUUUAUGCUUUCUGCUUCCGGUGCACUCUCAUAACGUUGCUGAUCGUGUCGUUGCCUGGUGUCGUAAGACAACUCAAGAUUUGAAUUUGUACACGCCGUCCGACCUUUUGAAGGAAGUGAACAACGUGAAGGGGGUGAGCGGUGUGUUCUUUGAUCACAAUGACCCAAAGAGACCGUUUUUUGUGGGAUGGAACGAUUUACUCAGCAAAUAUUUUCUACCACCACCGUCCGGGUACACUGCUAACUAUUUGUUUGAGAUUGAUCAAGGUAUUUGUACUGCUCGCAAAACGGUUGACUCACCGGACUCUGAAUCGAUCUCGUUCGCAAUGAUGAGCACUGACAACGUCGACAGCAUUCGGAAAGCGGUCUUGGCGGAACUGUUUGGGCCUGCAGUCACAAGCAUCUUUCAGGCGUCGAUUGCGUCAGUCCAGCUUCGGCGUCACCGAUCAAAGAGCUGCCGGAGAAAAAAAUGA